CCUUCGUUUGCCAGGAAAUGAUAGGGAUUUUUUUGGUGCUGCGUCACGUCGUCUUUUGCUCCGCACAUAAAGAAGUUUUCAUCUACCCGAGCAUCGUCGAAGAACGGACAACUGCAGGAAAGUUAGUCCUACGACUCAACGAUGACAUCACCCUCAAUCUUGAAAGGAGUUCGGUGUUGGCGAAAAACCUCCGUUUUAUUACAACCUACAGAAGUGGACAUCACUUGAGCACGAUUGACACGUCUUCGAUUCAGGAGAACCUCUAUCAGGAUCCUCAGUGGCAGUCAUCUGUUAAAGUAAUCCGUAAGAAUGGAGGCGUCCAAGUUGAAGGUAUCAUCGACAGUAAGCGCAGAAUCAAACCAUUACUGCAGAGCAAGCGCUCUUCACAAGAUCAGGUGCUUCAUAGCAUCUACGAAGUGGAAGAAAUUAGUAACCAUAUAAGCGAACCCGACUCUGCGUAUGGACGGUUAUUACAGUCAAGCUUAUCGAACACAAGUAAUGUAACUGCCCGAACAUCGGAGUCCGCUAAGAGUUUCGCUGUGGAACUUCAUGUUUUAUCUGACGAGUACCACCAAAAACACUUCAUCCUGAGGGAAUCCCUGAUUGAAUACAUGGCAGUUAUGGUGACUGCGGUCAAUCUGAGAUUCCAGGGUAUGGUGGGCCUACGUAUUUUCUUCAAACUUGUUGGGAUCACAAGAAGUCACAAUGACGUAUUUGCUAGACAUAUUGUCGGCGUCAUUGACUCAUGGCAAACUCUGGAGGGACUCGUGAAAUAUACCAAAGAGGGUAAUGUUGAUGGGAGCUUUGAUGCACUGUACCUGAUGACCGGUAGGGAAUUGGCCAGCAUUCGGAGCAACGGCUACGUUGACAUGGACGUGGCAGGACUUGCGUACGUCGGCCAAGUAUGCACUAUCUAUGCAGUCGCCGAGGGCGAAGAUGUUGCCACGUCAUAUGCCGGCGUUCAAACCAUGGCGCAUGAACUUGCACACACGUUGGGAGCAACACACGACCCUCAGGACAGCAGUAACUGCUCGUGGACUAAGGGAUAUCUGAUGAGUUACGAGGACAAAGGUCACUCAAGGUCGAUUGCAUCCAGGAAAUGGCAACCGUAACGUUUUCUACGAAAAGUAAUGGUACCCUGCCAGGGCAAAGUAUAACUGCAAAUAGAUUCUGCAGACUCAAAAUGCAGAGAAAAUUAAGGUUAAAGAGAAUCAGAAGUGCUGCCUACUCAUUCAUGCCACUAGAUCUUGCCUGGAAGUGUAAGAUGAAGUGCUGCUACAAAAAAGGCACUGAGACAUGGUGCGAAGAAGUUGAUAUUUUAGAAGGCAUGAAAUGCACAGACAGAAACACAUGCAAAAGGGGCAUUUGUGCAGAUCAUAUGCGAGCUGAAAAAUAACCACUGGACAACAGUAAAAUGGCUCUCCGUAAACGUGAGGCUGACUUCGCCGGUGUUGUUUGCAGGCGCCUUUGCGUUUUGAUCGACCGGCCUUUUCGCCCAUCGUCGUUUUGUGAAAUAUUACGUUCAGCUUACCGAAAUUUCAGUAUUGCAAUUGUAAAGUAAAAUAUCUAAAAUUAUUUUUUAUUUUUUACAAGGAUGCCCAGAAUGAGCUCAAUAAAUGUUUUUAAAAUGUGGGAGCCACAUUUUUGUUUCGUUGUUCACAACA
This is a messenger RNA of Rhipicephalus sanguineus (brown dog tick), 1664 nucleotides long. RefSeq lists its product as uncharacterized. Gene Ontology annotation, molecular function: metalloendopeptidase activity. Gene Ontology annotation, biological process: proteolysis. NCBI's taxonomy places the organism in Eukaryota, Metazoa, Arthropoda, Arachnida, Ixodida, Ixodidae. The transcript has 14 exons. The record is from RefSeq and is a predicted model, not a curated record. The coding region runs from base 18 to 1112 and encodes 364 amino acids.